Molecule: messenger RNA, 2411 nt
Organism: Opisthorchis viverrini
Lineage: Eukaryota; Metazoa; Platyhelminthes; Trematoda; Opisthorchiida; Opisthorchiidae
Exons: 8
Biological process (GO): fatty acid biosynthetic process
Molecular function (GO): 3-oxoacyl-[acyl-carrier-protein] synthase activity
Source: RefSeq, a predicted model, not a curated record
GAAGCCAAAGAAAUAGAAGAAGCCCAGGAAGCCGGUAAUGCCCGAAGAUUAUUUCAGUUGAUCUGUUCAAACAGUCCCCGUAAGCCGCCUGUGGGCGAAACCAUCAAGCAUCAGAAUGGAGCGGGCGUCUCUAAUAAAGAAGAACGCCUCGACCGAUUAGUUGAGUACUUCGAACAAUGGUUGUCGUGGCCACCAGCUGACACUAAUCUAGCGCCCACAGGUGAAGUAGAACCCUGGACGGUGAACGUAGAACCAUCUGUGGCCUUGGAGGUUUACGACUGCAUAUGUUCUCUUAAGCGCCACCGAGCUCCUGGUUCGGAUGACCUCCCACCCGCAUUGUUCAAAGAUGGGGAUGGAGUCCCAAGUCCACGCUUGUCUUAUCUGUUUGCUUGCAUUUUGGAAAAGGAGUCUGUCUCGGACAACUGGGGAGAGUUAGUGAUAGUGCUCAUUUCCAAAAAGGGGCGCGUACGAUGUCCACUCUCUCCAUUCCCUUUUAACUCCUUGAUUGAUGAAAUAGUGAGACGAACGCUGGAGGGUAACCAAAACCCUGGUGUUCAAAUAGCCUGUAAAGAAAACCUUGUCGAUCUGGAGUACGCAGACGACAUCGUUCACAUCUUCGAAGAGGAGAAGGCGCAGGUGUUUUUGGAUGAGCUGACCAAAGUCAUCUCGUCUUUUGCUACAAUACACUUCCUGUCAUUUAGCCUACAAAUGCAUCCCAAGCGCCGUGUUGUUAUCACUGGUUUGGGAGUUUGCAGUUCUAUCGGCAUUGGUAUUGAGCGAUUCUGGAACAGUCUCCUUAAACCCGUAUCGGGUAUUUCAGCUACACCAGACGAGUUUUCCUUCUUGCCUUGCCGUGUCGCAGGCAUCAUUGGCUCUGAAGAAUGUGUGUCAGCUAAAGAACAGACGCAGCAUCGUUUGGCUGUCAGUAACACGUCCAUUGAUUGGCGCUCUCUGUCUCGGGCGGCUGCUUUCGGUAUUGUGGCGGCUUGUGAGGCGCUUACUCAGGCUGGCUGGAAGCAAGAUGGAUUAAAGCAUAGCCCCAAUAACCGGUCUGGCGUACAUUUUGGUGUAGGAAUGGAGGGCAUACAAGAAAUUGUGGACACAAGCGAGGCAAUAAACUCCAAGAAAUACAAAGGCAUCGGACCACAUGCCCUUACUCGAAGUUUGGCUAAUAUGCCAGCUGGUGCGAUUAGCCGUUUGUGGCGGCUACGUGGACCUUGUAUGGCUGGCAAUACCGCAUGUGCUACCGGACUUCAUUCAAUCGGUGAUGCAUACCGUAUGAUUCAGUAUGGUGAAGCUGAUCUCAUGGUUGCAGGCGGUUGUGAGGCUACCGUCAAUCCAUGGGCGAUUGCGGCGUUCUCUCGUAUCCGUGCUCUUACUACCAGGUUCAAUGAAGCUCCAAUCGAAGCUUCUCGUCCAUUUGACGCACUUCGUGAUGGAUUCGCCAUGUCCGAAGGAGCAGCGUGCAUGGUGUUACAAGCAUGGCCUCCAACAGCUGAUACGGCUUCCCAUUUUCAACCCAACUCGCCUCCAGUAGCUGAGAUUAUCGGAUUUGGAAGAUCAGCUGACGCACACAAUUUGGUCGCACCAGACCCUAUCGGGGACGGAGCUCUAAGGAGUAUGCAAGCAGCACUUCAUGAUGCGCAACUGGAUAGUCUGGAUCAGAUUGAUCACAUCAAUUGUCAUGCAACCUCAACUCCUCUCGGUGACACAAUUGAAUUAGCCGCCAUUUGUCGUUUGUUGGCAAGUCACAAUGCUAGUCAUGAUCGGCCUAACCCGAUCAUCGUCAAUUCAAUCAAAGGUCAUACCGGACACUUACUGGGAGCAGCUGGUGCAAUCGAGUCUGUUUACACUGCACUGGCGGUAAAUCGGAACCUCGCAGUAAGCAACUGCAACCUUCACUCUCCUAUCUCGGCAUCUGAACUGGAGCGAGUCCUGUCCGCGAACUCUGACUCUGCCGACACGAAGAAGGCUUUAGAUGCCUUCGAGAAGCGUCUUCGAUUGCCAAAACAUAAGGAGCCUUCUGUUCCACUGAGCAAUUCUGGUAGCACCUGUCGCCGAGUUGCUCUAACCAAUUCUUUUGGUUUCGGCGGAACUAACGGGACUCUUGUGAUUGCCGAAUGGAAGGAAUAGGUCCCUACCAUUCCCUUUGUAUAUGGUCUUUUUAUUUUCGUUUUGCCAGUCGACUGAACACUUUUUCGGUGACCUUAUUUCCGUCUUUUAGUAGUAGGCUUUCAUCCCCAGCCUAUUCAGAAUGCGCUAGGUUCUUCAACAGAGCCAUUAUUUUGGGUCGACUUAUCACAUUUCUGUCCCUACCGAUAGUCCCAAGAUUUUGGUGGAUGUACCUGCCGUAUGUCAACUCAUGGUUUCAGCAAUUUGGCUCUGCUCAUCACCGUCAUCUAUAAAACUUG